AAACCUGAAAAAAUUUUUAAAUCUCACAGAAAAAGAAAGACUUUAAUUUUGUGAAGCAGAGAGAGCACAGAAAAGAAAAGCGAAAGCUGCUUCGUCUACACACGCCUAACGCCUUGUACUUUUUCCAUUUUCCACCCCUCUCUCUUUCUGAGAAGACUUACUUCCUCCUCCAUAAACCGCUGGAUGUUUCUAGGGUUCAUGCUGAGCGCCAUUUCACUAGAUCCUGCUCUCUGUGCUCCAUCCUCAGUCUCUGCGUUUCUCAUCGUUGUCUCCAACGUCUUACUGUAGUUCUGAGCAUUCUUUCCGGUUUAUUUAUUUUAUUUUUUUUGAGACCGAUCGGACAUUUGAAGAAGUUCGCUGGGAUUCUGAAUUUUUUUUUUUUUGUCCUUCGAUUUGUUCUGAGUGGUUUGUGUUGGCAUUUUUGCUCCGUGGGAGUAUUAAGGACGGGAUUGUGCUGGUAGAUCGGCUGAAAUUUGGUCGGUUUUGUGUUUUGUUGUCUUUAAAGCAAAGAUCUGCUAGUGGAAUAACACUGUUGCGUGUAUUGAAUUUUGAAGACCGGCUUAAAGAGUCGAAUGAUUUCUUAAUAUCAGUGAAAGAUUGAGAAAUUAAAGCACUGAUUCUGUUUUCUAUAGCAUUGGAGGGUUUUGCUCUUGUUAUUAUUUUUUGCCAAAUAUUUGUAUUAGUUUGAGAUAUUUUAGGAUUAGAAGGAAUAUUUUGGUGUUGAAAUUGAUAACGGCGACUGAAGAACGAAGGGCACUGUGAUACGGGUCUCAAAUUAUGGUACCCGUCAUUGAAUUGUUAAGCAGAUAAUUUGCUGAGUGGGGUCAUUGUUAAAGUGUUAGGGACCUUUUAGAAGGAAAAAGAAAAGGUAGCUUUUUUGAUCUCGGUCUUAUCUAAUAGCAUCAGCCGACACUCAUAAUUCUGGACCGGUAAACACUUCCAAGAACAUGCUGCAGAAAUCUCAGGUUCCACCUUCCCUUCAGUUGAUCAAAUCUUUGCCUGAUGACUUCAGGUUUACAGGUUCACCGUCUGAUCAUCAUGAAGACAAGUCUACUGUUUUAAAUGCAGAAAAUAGUGGUACAAUGCCUUCCACUAUACCUGAAAAUGUCGAUUUAGGUGAUGAGAUUGUUGAGGACGCUAUUAGCACCAUGGAUCAGGUUAAUGAUGAAUCUCCCUACAGUAGGAAACCCAUAUCAGUUGGAGAAGCACCUUCUUUAAAUGCAGAGGACUUUGAUUUUGUUGCUUCUCCUUCGCCUUCAUUAUCCAUAGGCAGUACUGAAAGCAAGUGGGAUGAUACCAGUUCUUAUGCUGCUAAGAAGAAGCAUCUAUCUUGGUUGCAACUUCUGGAUGGGGACUGGGAGCUGGGGAAGAUAUUGUCAAGUUCUGGGACAGAAUCUGUUGUUUUGCUCCCUGAAGGAAAAGUUUUAAAGGUGAACGCUGAUACUCUGUUACCAGCAAACCCUGACAUCCUUGAUGGUGUUGAUGAUCUCAUGCAACUUAGUUAUUUGAAUGAACCAUCGGUAUUAUACAAUCUUCAGUACAGAUACAAUCAAAAUAUGAUAUAUACAAAAGCAGGGCCAGUGUUGGUCGCAGUUAAUCCCUUCAAAAAUGUCCCUUUGUACGGGAAUGAUUUUAUUGAAGCAUACAAGCGUAAAUCUAUUGAGAGCCCACAUGUUUAUGCAAUUGCAGAUACAGCCAUACGGGAAAUGAUAAGAGAUGAAGUAAAUCAGUCCAUCAUCAUAAGUGGUGAAAGCGGAGCAGGAAAAACUGAGACAGCUAAAAUAGCAAUGCAAUAUUUGGCUGCACUUGGUGGCGGCAGUGGAAUAGAAUAUGAAAUAUUGAAAACAAAUCCGAUCCUUGAAGCUUUUGGAAAUGCAAAAACAGCUAGAAAUGACAACUCAAGUCGCUUUGGAAAGCUGAUUGAAAUUCAUUUUAGCGAAACUGGAAAAAUAUCGGGUGCCAAGAUACAAACUUUUCUCCUUGAGAAGUCUAGAGUGGUCCAAUGUAUGGAGGGAGAAAGGUCAUAUCAUAUAUUUUAUCAGCUGUGUGCUGGAGCUCCAGCCUCUCUUAGAGAGAAAUUGAAUCUGAAGGGUGCAAAUGAAUAUAAGUAUUUGAGACAGAGCAAUUGUUUUUCUAUAAAUGGCGUUGAUGAUGCUGAACUAUUUCACAUUGUUGUGGAAGCUCUGGAUAUUGUUCACGUCAGCAAAGAGGACCAAGAGAGUGUGUUUGCAAUGCUUGCUGCAGUUUUGUGGUUGGGAAAUGUCUCAUUUACUGUUAUUGAUAGUGAAAAUCAUGUUGAAGCAGUCGAAGACGAAGGCCUAAUCAGUGUUGCUGAAUUAAUUAGAUGUAAUGUUGAGGAGCUUAAGCUGGCUUUAUCAACUCGCAAAAUGAGAGUUGGAAAUGAUAAUAUUGUCCAAAAGCUAACACUGUCACAGGCCACUGACACGAGAGAUGCUCUCGCAAAAUCAAUUUAUGCUUGUUUGUUUGACUGGCUGGUCGAAAAAAUCAACAAGUCUCUUGCUGUAGGAAAGCGGCGUACUGGCAGAGCCAUCAGCAUUCUUGAUAUUUAUGGAUUUGAAUCAUUUGAUAGGAACAGUUUUGAGCAGUUCUGCAUAAAUUAUGCAAAUGAAAGAUUGCAACAACAUUUUAAUCGUCAUUUGUUCAAGUUAGAGCAGGAGGAAUAUGUACAAGAUGGCAUUGACUGGGCAAAAGUUGAUUUUGAAGACAAUCAGGAUUGCCUAAAUCUUUUUGAAAAGAAACCAUUGGGGUUAUUAUCUCUGCUAGACGAGGAGUCCACGUUUCCAAAUGGCACAGAUUUGACAUUUGCAAACAAGCUUAAGCAGCAUUUGAACUCUAAUCCUUGUUUUAGAGGAGAACGGGGAAAAGCUUUCAGUGUUUGCCACUAUGCAGGAGAGGUUAUCUAUGAUACAAGUGGAUUCCUUGAGAAAAACCGAGAUUUGUUGCACUUGGACUCCAUUCAACUUUUGUCUUCUUGCACAUGCCACCUUCCUCAAGUAUUUGCAUCCAAAAUGCUUACUCAGUCUGAGAAGCCUUUAGGUGGCCCUUCAUAUAAAUCAGGUGGAGCGGAUUCUCAAAAGUUAAGUGUUGCAACAAAAUUUAAGGGUCAACUGUUUCAAUUGAUGCAACGCCUAGAGAGCACAACACCACAUUUCAUACGUUGCAUCAAGCCCAACAACUAUCAAUCUCCUGCAAUGUAUGAACAAGGACUUGUUCUGCAGCAACUAAGAUGUUGUGGGGUCCUUGAAGUUGUUCGAAUAUCAAGGUCUGGCUUUCCUACCAGGAUGUCUCACCAAAAGUUUGCUAGAAGGUAUGGUUUUCUUCUGCUGGAGGACGUUGCAUCUCAAGAUCCACUUAGUGUUUCAGUUGCAAUUCUUCAUCAGUUCAACAUUUUACCUGAGAUGUAUCAAGUUGGAUACACAAAAUUGUUUUUCCGGACUGGACAGAUUGGAGUGCUCGAGGAUACUAGAAACCGUACUCUCCGUGGCAUUUUACGCGUUCAAAGCUGCUUCAGAGGUCACCAGGCUCGCUGUUAUCUUAAGGAGCUACAAAGAGGAAUUGCAACUCUUCAAUCUUUUGUUCGGGGUGAGAAAACUAGGAAGGAGUACAUGGCCUUGCUACAGAAACAUAGAGCUUCUGUGGUUAUACAAAAACAUGUGAAAAGGAGGAUUGCCCAGAAAUCAUUUAGGAGCAUUCAUGAUGCAUCUAUACUGAUCCAAUCAGUUAUUCGUGGCUGGUUAGUCAGAAGAUGUUCAGGAGACACAGGACUAUUCAAAUCUGGAGACAGAGAGGGUAAAGAGUCAGGUGAGGUGCUGGUGAAACAAUCAUUUCUUGCUGAAUUACAGCGUAGAAUUUUUAAAGCUGAAGCUGCUUUGAGAGAGAAAGAAGAGGAGAAUGACAUCCUCCACCAACGGCUCCAACAAUAUGAGUGUCGGUGGUCUGAAUAUGAGCUGAAAAUGAAAUCCAUGGAAGAAGUGUGGCAGAAACAAAUGAGAUCUUUACAAUCCAGCCUCUCCAUUGCAAAGAAAAGCCUAGCCAUUGAUGAUUCUGAGAGAAAUUCUGAUGCAUCUGCCAGUGUAAAUGAUGAUAGAGACGACAGCUGGGAAGUGGGAAGCAAUUUCAAGAGUCAAGAGAGUAAUGGGGUGAGACCAAUGAAUGCAGGUUUGAGUGUUAUUAGCCGGUUGGCUGAAGAAUUUGAGCAGAGGACUAAAGUGUUUGGCGAUGAUGCCAAGUUUUUGCUUGAGGUUAAAUCAGGUCAGGCGGAGGCAAGUUUGAACCCAGAUCGGGAGCUUAGAAGGUUAAAACAGAUGUUUGAAGCUUGGAAGAAAGAUUAUAAUGCAAGAUUGCGGGAAACAAAAGUGAUUUUGCAUAAGCUUGGAAGUGAAGAUGGGACUGGUGACAAGGUGAGAAAGAAGUGGUGGGGGAGGCGGAACAGCUCGAGGAUAAAUUAACCAUUUAAUAUAUGCUACUUCGUUUAUAGUCAUAUCAAUUGUUUGUUAGCCCCUUCCUAUAUAUUUUUGCGAGGAUUGUGGCAUAUAGAAAAUUUUAAGACUUUCAUUUCGAGCAAUUUGGUGCAUUGCAAAGAUCAGCUACUCAAAUGUUGUAUCAUUUUCUUUCUUUUUCUAUUUCCUUUUUCAGAUAAGAGGUCAAGUUCCAUGUUGGUGAAAUCUUGAAGUGCUUUAGGAUCACAUUAAAUACCAAAUCUAUCAAUCCAUUGUUCCAUUCCCUGGAAAA
Messenger RNA from Malania oleifera, 4752 nucleotides. RefSeq names its product myosin-1. The record is from RefSeq and is a predicted model, not a curated record. Gene Ontology annotation, molecular function: microfilament motor activity; ATP binding; actin filament binding. Gene Ontology annotation, cellular component: vesicle; myosin complex; cytoplasm. The transcript is spliced from 23 exons. Gene Ontology annotation, biological process: vesicle transport along actin filament; actin filament organization. NCBI's taxonomy places the organism in Eukaryota, Viridiplantae, Streptophyta, Magnoliopsida, Santalales, Ximeniaceae. Bases 948 to 4469 code for a protein of 1173 amino acids.